ACUUUAGUGCUUGUUUACACUGGUUUUCACGUGCGUCGUUUUGUCUCAUUUUCCGCAUUGUUUUGUGAUUAUGCACGCAAAUUAACGACCUCUGACCUGGUCCCGUGACGUCAAAUCAGGGCGGAAAUGUGUGACACUAUAGCAGAGGGCUUCAAAGUUCUCCAGGAUACUGCUAAUGACCUAUACCUGCAAGAAGGGCGCGUUGCAGAGGUUGAGGGUGCACCUGAUCCACUAGAAUUCCUUCGUGAGUGGGUUUCGCCGAAUGUGCCAGUCAUUUUCAAAAAAGCCUGCAAAAGCUUCGCUGCGUUUAAACAAUGGAGUCCGCAGUUUUUAAGAGAGAAAAUUGGAGAUAAAUUCGUGACCGUCGCUGUGACACCGAAUGGCUGGGCCGAUGCCGUGUCGGACGAUGGAGAAUUUUUCAUGUUACCAGAGGAACGCCAAAUGAAAUUUUCAGACUUUCUGGAUCGAUUGAAUGACAAAUCAGAGCUUAAUCCGGUGUUUUACAUGCAGCAGCAAAACUCCAAUUUGACGGGAGAGAUGAAAAGUCUAAUUGGCGAUGUUCCUGAAGACAUAAACUGGGCCUCGACAGCCUUUGGCGCAAAACCUGAUGCCGCAAACUUUUGGAUGGGCGAUCAGAGAGCCAUCACCUCAACCCACAAGGACCCUUAUGAAAACAUCUAUUGUGUUAUUCACGGCGUAAAGCAAUUUUUGCUGAGUCCACCAACCGAUCUGCCCUCGAUGCCCUACAAAAUGCUCCCUGUGGCCAGAUAUGAAAAGGUGAAGACCAGGCAGGACUUUACAAUUGUCCAAUGUGAAGAAAAAAAUACUGUCAGAUGGAUUUGUCCUGGGUUUGGAGAAGCAAAAAAAUCGAAAACUCGUCCUUCAACGCAACUGAUUGCAAGAGUGGAAGCUGGGGAUAUGCUGUAUCUUCCAUCAUUGUGGUUCCAUCAGGUUUCCCAGAGUCAUGGCUGCGUUGCGGUUAACUACUGGUACGACAUGAAGUUUGACAUCAAAUACGCCUACUUUUCUAUGCUCGAACACCUUUGCCUCGCAAACGAAUUGUUAAACUGUGAGAAUUAAAUGCUCCAAAGUUAUUUUUGAGACUGAUAUGGUUA
Molecule: messenger RNA, 1115 nt
Organism: Cloeon dipterum
Lineage: Eukaryota; Metazoa; Arthropoda; Insecta; Ephemeroptera; Baetidae
Gene: JMJD7
Product: Jumonji domain containing 7
Exons: 6
Coding region: 127-1080 (317 amino acids)
Molecular function (GO): 2-oxoglutarate-dependent dioxygenase activity
Source: RefSeq, a predicted model, not a curated record